Parnassius mnemosyne (clouded apollo) is the source of this 888-nucleotide messenger RNA. The record is from the annotation of a GenBank genome assembly. NCBI's taxonomy places the organism in Eukaryota, Metazoa, Arthropoda, Insecta, Lepidoptera, Papilionidae.
AUGAAGGCCAGUGCUCCUAAGCCCAAGUGGAGCGACGUUUCAGCAAUGAGUUCGACCACGAAAAGCUAUUGGGCCCAAUGGGAUAGCUUGCUGAUUCAGGAUGGAGUCCUGUGCCAUAAAUGGGAAAAUGGUCGGGAAGACAGGUGUCAUUUGCAAAUGGUUGUCCCUAAGGCUAAAGUGCCAGAUGUUCUACAGCUGUACCAUAGUGGUUGUUCAGGAGGCCACCUGGGAGUUAAACGAACUCUCCUAAAGACCCAAGAACGGUUUUACUGGGUCCACUGUCGUGACGAUAUCGAGGACUGGUGCCGCAAAUGUACAAGUUGUGCGGCUGUAAAGGGACCUCAAAUUCGUAGUAGAGGCGCAUUGAAAUUGUACAAUAUUGGUGCACCCUGGGAGAGGAUAGCCAUUGACGUUGCGGGGCCGUUUCCAGAAACUGAAACUGGUAACAAGUAUUUCAUGGUUGUGAUGGAUUACUUCACUAAGUGGCUAGAAGUCUUCGCCAUUCCAAAUCAAGAAGCUUCAACAGUUGCAUAUAAACUAGUUCAUGAAGUCUUCUGUCGUUUUGGAGUACCUUUAGAGAUUCACAGCGAUCAAGGAAGGAAUUUCGAGUCACAAAUAUUCCAGGAAACUUGCCGAGUUAUGGGUACUCAGAAAACACGAACAACUUCUUACCACCCACAAUCUGAUGGAAUGGUAGAAAGAUUUAAUCAGACAUUGGAGAGGUACCUAGCAAAAGUUGUGGAAAAACGGCAACGAGACUGGGACAGGCACAUACAACCGUUUUUGUUGAAGCGCUGUUCACGAAAGUACAUCAGUGACACCAGCUUUCGCAAACUUUGGGAGAGAAUUGCGGCUGCCUGCAGACCUGAUCACUGGAAUACCAUCUGA